AUGGCUGAUGCAAUUGUAAAGCGCUUGGAAGAUGUCGCCACUCGUUUGGAGACUUUGGCCAACUUGAAGCCAGCUUUGCCCCCAAAACCUUUGAAUGCUUCUGGAUCGAACAGUAAGUUUAUCUUUAUUUUUGUUUUUGAUGAUUUUAGUUGUGGUGAGCUCAUCUGACACUCCAAGUACUAUCAAGCAGUACGACGAUGAAGUCGGAGACGCAUUGAACGCUUUUACCAGCAUCUCCAAGAAUAUUGGUGGAGAUGUCGGUGUCAUGGUAUGAUUUCGCAUGUUCUUUAGUAUUUUUUAAAAGUAAACGGUACAUUAACAAAGUGUUUUUAGAGUUUAUGUGGAUAAAUUAAUUCAAAUUUACAUAUUUUAUACCAAAAGGCGUUUGUUUUCAACGUUUUAUUGAUAAUUAAAUUUUCAGAGCGACAAAGUGAAUGUAGUCUUCGAAUUGCUGAGGAACUACAUUUGGUACGCUGCCGGUCGAAAGCAAGGCAGCCAAGAAGAAGUUGGCCAGAAGAUGAAACCGAUUAUGAAGCUGGUGGAAGAGAUCGGAGAGUUGAAGGAGUCCAAGAGAAACACUCCUGCUUUCAAUCAUCUCUGUGCCGUAGCUGAUGGUAUUCCAGCUGUCGGAUGGGUUACGGUGGUAUGUCGUUUAGUAUCUUAUUUUGUUUUAAAAUGUUAGUUUUUAAUUUUGAUUUAAUAUCUUUGAAGAAUAGUAAUUUAAGAAGAUUUUCUUUCUAUACUCUACUUAUUUGUUUUUAUUUUGGCUUCUAUUUUCAAGUUUCAUCGUAUCAUUUCAGACACCAACUCCAGCUCCUUACGUUAAGGAAAUGAUCGAUGUGUCUAUGUUCUACGUUAACAGAGUCAAGACCGAAUACAAGAACAAAGAACCUAUUCACACCGAGUGGACCAAGGCAUGGGUUGAUCUUCUGACCAGUGUGCAAAAGUAUGUCAAGGCUCACCACACCACUGGACUCACCUGGAACUCUGCACCUGUAAGUUUAUUUUAAUGUUUGAUAUAUGGUAUUUCUGCACGACUAGAAUAUCGUUAGGCAUGGUUUAUUUAUGGCUUUGGACAAGAUUAUUUAUUUAUGAUUUUUUAAUGUCAAAUUUAAAUGAAUCUUGCAAAUUCAGGGAAAAUCUCCACCAGAAACCAAAGGUGGAGCGCUUCCACCUUCUUCUGGUGGUCCUCCUCCACCACCUCCGCCGCCACCUGCUGGUAAGUUACCUAAAAUAUGUUCAUAUACAGUAAUUCUAUAUUUUUAAUCUUGUUGUGCUGUAAUUUAAAGUUUUAAAAGGUUAAUUUCAAAAUAUUUUCUGAAUGACGAGUUUUUGCUUUUUACUAAUUGAUGAUUCAUUUCAACCGUGAUUUAUAUUCCAGGCUUCUUUGAUGAAAACAAACCGAAGGCUGGACCUUCCGGAGGCAAUGAUGCCCGUCAAGCUCUGUUUGCAGAGAUCAACAAGGGAGAAGCGAUCACUUCUGGUCUGAAGAAGGUGACUGAUGAUCAGAAAACUCACAAAAACCCUGCCAUUAGAGGAAAUGUAAGUAAAACUUUACUUAGGGUUAGUAAAGUGGAAAGCAAUGUUAAAAUAAUGACUAUUUUACAGACUGCCAUCCCAGCCAAGAUUGCUACUCCAGGAAGCAAGCCUGGAGCUGCUGCAAAGCCGGCUGUCGAGAAACCACCAAGAACUGAGUUGCGAGAAGGCAAAUUCUGGGAAGUCGUAAGUUUACUUGAUUGACUUUAAAUUUUGAUUACUAAAGGCUAAUUAUAAGGUUGUUUAUGUCCAAACUCACCUUACCUGACAGUAUUUGAAAUUUUUUUGUCAAAAUUCAAGUUUAAUCUUACAAUAUCUUGCAGGAGUACCACAAGAACAACAAGCAGAUUGUGAUUGAAGUGAAUGAUAUGAAGCAAGUUGUCUACAUCUUCAGGUGUGAAGGCUCAGUUGUCCAGAUCAAGGGGAAGUGCAAUUCUGUUACUAUCGACAACUGCAAGAAGACCAGUGUCGUAUUUGACAAUCUUUUGGCCCAAGUCGAGAUCAUCAACAGUCAAAGCGUCGAGGUUCAGUCGAUGGGAACUCUGCCGACCAUCUCCAUUCAGAAGACUGAUGGAUGUCAAGUGUACCUGUCGAAGGAGUCUGUUGGGGCGGAAGUUGUUACCUCAAAGUCCUCUGAAAUGAAUAUUCUGGUACCAGAUGGAGACGACUUUGUAAGUUAUGCAAGUUUAAGAGGAUUAGCAUGACUUAUUUGCAUUAAUCAGUUCAGUUUGGAUGAAAUAUACGUAUACGUAUCUUGUGCUACGUAAAUUUUUGCGUACAAAAACUGAACUGUACUUCUGCAGACACUUUUUAUGUUACAUCGUAAAGGUACGAUGUUUUAAUCUCCAAUGAUUUAAGGAGAUGGCUUUUAAUAGCCUUUGGACUUUAGGGUAAAAUGAAAUAAUCUGUUUUUGGUUAUUAUUUUAAUUAUAAACCUCGCAUAAUACAGUUUAUCUUAAAGCGACACGUUUAACCUGACUUUUACUAUGAUUUGUAAUAGUAUAUAUAAAAGUCGUAUAUUAAUAGGGUCGUAUCCCUACAAUACUUUUUUACUUUAUGAGGCAUUUACUUAUAUUACUGUUGCAGGUGGAGCUCCCGGUGCCCGAACAAUUCAAGACUACAUUCAAUCCGGCGACGAAGAAGCUGGUGACAGUGGUGUCGGACAUUGUUUAG
This is a messenger RNA of Bursaphelenchus okinawaensis, 2709 nucleotides long. The record is from the annotation of a GenBank genome assembly. Lineage: Eukaryota; Metazoa; Nematoda; Chromadorea; Rhabditida; Aphelenchoididae.